This is a messenger RNA of Diaporthe amygdali, 1899 nucleotides long. Its product is annotated as nucleolar GTP-binding protein 2. Gene Ontology annotation, molecular function: GTP binding. The transcript is spliced from 5 exons. NCBI's taxonomy places the organism in Eukaryota, Fungi, Ascomycota, Sordariomycetes, Diaporthales, Diaporthaceae. The record is from RefSeq and is a predicted model, not a curated record. Gene Ontology annotation, cellular component: nucleolus. The coding region runs from base 1 to 1899 and encodes 632 amino acids.
AUGGGAAACUUCAAGAAGGAGAAGAGCCGUCGCGAUCGCGAUGGCACGAGCACGGGUGGUGCAACCUUCAAAAUCAAAGGAGAAAACUUCUACCGAGACGCAAAGAAGGUUAAGCAACUCAACAUUUUCAAGGAGGGCAAGGCACAGCGAAACGCAGAAGGCAAGAUCACCCAAGCCGCUAGCUACCAGAGCCGCGAAAUUCCCAACGCCCGAGUCGAGCCAAACAGGAAAUGGUUCUCCAACAGCCGAGUAAUUAGCCAGGAGUCUCUCAGCGCCUUCCGAGACGCCAUCGCACAAAAGGAGAAGGAUCCCUACACCGUCCUGCUCAAGAGCAACAAGCUGCCUCUGAGUUUGAUCCGCGAUGGCCAGGAUAACAGGGUCAACGGCCUCAAGGAACACCAGGCGAAAAUGACUGUUGAGACGUCGCCAUUUGCUGAAGUGUUUGGGCCCAAAUCAUCACGGAAGAGAGUGAAGCUGAGCGUUAGUAAUAUCGACGAGCUGGCAGGCGACUCAGUCAAGAGUCUUGAGACCUACAACGAAAAGCUGGAACAGGCCAGACUGUUGAGCGGCGAGCUGGGGGCCGAGCAGGCUGAGGCUGGCGAUCUUCGUCGAGACCAAGCAGCUGCGGCUGUGUUGACGACGGCGACUGAGCCUAUCUUCGACAAGGGCCAGUCGAAGCGUAUCUGGAACGAACUUUACAAGGUUAUCGAUUCCUCAGAUAUUAUUCUGCACAUCCUGGACGCCCGUGACCCGCUUGGAACACGAUGUCGGUCUGUUGAGAGAUAUCUCAAGGAGGAGGCGCCACACAAGCAUCUUGUGUUCAUCUUGAACAAGUGUGAUCUCGUUCCUACCAAAGUUGCUGCCCAAUGGGUGAAAUACCUGCAGAAGGAAUAUCCCACAGCCGCCUUCAGGGCCUCCAUAAACAACCCCUUUGGCAAGGGAUCAUUAAUCAACCUCCUUCGGCAAUUUUCCAAGCUCCAUUCCGACAGGAAACAAGUUUCAGUUGGCCUGAUUGGCUACCCUAAUACCGGCAAGUCCUCGAUCAUCAACACCCUCAGAGGCAAGAAGGUCGCCACAGUAGCUCCCAUUCCCGGUGAGACAAAGGUCUGGCAGUACGUCACCUUGAUGAAGAGGAUAUACUUGAUCGACUGUCCUGGUAUUGUGCCACAAAACCACCAUGAUGCGCCGACUGAGCUGCUUUUGCGAGGCGUGGUGCGGGUGGAGAAAGUAGAGCAUCCCGAGCAGUACAUACCUGCUGUGUUGAAACGGGUGAAGAAGCACCACAUGUCGAAGACAUAUGACCUGAGUGACUGGAACGAUGACCACAUUCUGUUCCUAGAACUUCUCGCCAGAAAAGGAGGGCGACUGCUGAAAGGUGGCGAACCCGAUGUGGAUGGUGUAGCAAAGAUGGUACUCAACGAUUUCAUGCGCGGACGGAUACCCUGGUUUGUGCCACCACCAGUCGCAGGAGACGACAAAGAGGGUGAUGCGAACGAGGGCGAGCAAAAGGCGCCAGAGAAGGUGCUCAAGAAGCGCAAGAGGGAGUCUCGGGAGGCGACAGAGAAAGCCGUGGAGGAGGACAGCAGUCCAGAGGACGACGAUGACGAGGAGUUUGGUGGUUUCAGCGACGACAGCGAGCCUGAGAUCUCCGAUGACGAGGACUCGGAGGCUCCGGACGAGGACGGAGACGAGGAUGAGGAUGAUGCAGGCGAGGAUGAUGCCGCCCCAGAGGCUGAGGAUGCCGAGGAUGGCGGCGCUGCUGUCGCGGAGGAAAAGGAGGAAGAGCCAACGCCUGCGCCUGCGCCUGCGCCUGCGCCUGCGCCUGCGCCCGUGCUCGAGGCACCGACGCCAACCAGGCGAUCAUCACGACGGACCAAGAAGCCCGUCAGCUUCAAAUGA